AUGGAGGCAAAGAGGUUGGAGAAGCUCACCGCAGAGGCUUCGCGGCAACAGCAGGAGAUUGCAUCCCUGACCUCGCAGCUCUCAGCAUUGAAGAUCAAGCACGAGACGCUGCAGCAGGAGUAUGGCGACCCGUCGAUUCGCUACUUCCUGGCCUCCAAGGCCACGAAGGUCUACGGAGAUCCAGGCAUCCAAGGCGCCGCCAACAAGACCUUCAAGUACGUCCUGCCGCACAUCGCCGAGGCGCUGAAGACCAGCACCGAGGUGUACGCGGCCCUGAACGAAUCACUGCUGGAUUCGAUGCACAGCAUCUUGGGGUCGGAGACAUCCUUCGAGCCAAUGCUGCCGACGAUGUCUGCCUUCCUCGUCUAUGGCAUGAUCUGCUUCCCUGUAGGCCUGAUGCUCUCGUACGCACUCGAAUGGGUUUGCAAGCUCCGGGAGCUCCUGCUUGCGACCUCUUUCUAUCUGUUUUGCAUUUCCGCAUUGGCGGCCGGUUUCGUCGCCGUUACGCAGCGGGAUCCGCUGAAGGAGCUCUACGAGCAUGACUCUUCAGUCUUCGUGCUGCAGCAGUCGGGCUUCUUCGUGAUCUUGGUCGUCCAGCUUCUGCUGAUCGCGAUUGCACUCUGCGGUGCGGCCAGCGCAGAUGAUGUGCCAGUCCAGGUCUGGCUGAUGAGGCUUUGCCAGACCAUCUUCAUGUUCUACUUCGGCUUUGUCUACUACCGGCUCGUGUGGACACCCACGAUGCUCGACGAGGCGCCGAAAACGGAUGUCUUCGGAAGCAUGAUUGGCAUCAACGACAGCUCGAAGGGCCUGCCAUACUCGCUUGCUGCUGGCGGCUUCACACUUAAUCUGGCGUUAGAGUGGCGAGUGCAGGGGACACUGGAAGAGGACCAAGCCGAGAAGGAAGAGAAGGAGGCCUAG
Molecule: messenger RNA, 918 nt
Organism: Symbiodinium necroappetens
Lineage: Eukaryota; Dinophyceae; Suessiales; Symbiodiniaceae
Source: the annotation of a GenBank genome assembly